AUGCAAUUGGCUAUCAGUUUUGCGCCUGUGCUAUUCCGCGCUGAAGCUCAGCCUUUACCUCCCCGGACCACUUUAGAGUCCAGCUUGGUGGGUAGAUGCGCAGCUGAAGUUGGCUGGUCGGAGGUGCAAAAGGACCAAGAUGGCAGAGCUAUGCGCGGUGAUGGCCGCAAGCUUGCCCACAAGUUCAACAUCUUCCAAGAGAUUUCCUCUGAAGAUGAUGAUGGUGAGCUCGAGAAGGAGCGGCGCGGCCUCACAGUGGAGCAGAUCUUGGAGAGAAGUCCGAAGUAUGCGGACAAGUUCUUGGAUAAAGUGAAGCCCUUACUGGUCGACCCGAAGGUCAGCCAAACGGCUGCCGGAGGUGCGUUCACAAUGCUGGAGGAGCCACACUUGAUGCCCCUCUUGAACGAGAGUUCCAAGUCGGUCCAGCGCCACAUUCGCAAGUGCCGGACUGCCUUGAAGCAGAUGAAUUGGGCGAUGACAUCUCUCUUGGCGCACAAGGACAGCCCGUGGCGUGGGUUGGAAGUGAAAGGCUCUUUAGCAGAGCACGGCUGCGUCAAGCUGUUGGAGUUGAUGAAGUCAGGUAUGGCUGUCGGCAAGUUUAGCGAGGUGCACGAAGAGGAGUUCGCGAAGCUCAUGGACAAUCUGCACAGGCUGUACAUGGAUAUCUUCGAGCGCCGUGGUCAGGAGCUGCUGAAGGGUGCCAUUCAGUCAGAGUUGGAUGUGAUCUACCUCCUUCCGGAAAGUGGUGGCCGCUUCCCGGAUGGAUCUCGAGUUCUCCUCCAGGAGUUGUCAGCCAGAGCAGAUCUCAACGGCAAAGCAGGCAAGAUCGUGGCAUGGUCCGCCAUCGGCGGCAUGCUCAUUGGGCUGUCAGCUGCCAUCUCCUACUUGGUGGAUGGCAGGAUCGCUGGCGUUGCCGGCAUCCUCGGCCCUUUCCUUCGUGGUGUGACUCAGUGCCAGCCACUGAAGGAUGGCCAGCUGUGGAAGAUACUUUUUCUGCUGGGCUUAGUUCUGGGAGGCUUGAUUGCCAUGGCUUGCAAUCACGAUUUCUCGUUUCCUCGAGCAGCGCCCUUCCAUGUCGUCCGUUACAUUGCAGCUGCGAUUUUUGUCGGGAUCGGCACGCGUGUAGGAAAAGGCUGUACAAGUGGCCACGGCAUCUGCGGACUUCCCAGAUUCUCGUCAAGGAGUUGGGUUGCAGUGCCGACCUUCAUGGGUUGUGCGAUAGUUACAGUUGCCCUCACACGGCAUGGUUUCCAGUGGGAUCAGCCCGGACCAUGGGCAGUUGCCGAGCUGCAGUGGCCUCCCAAGUGGGAGUUUCCUGUUGCCUCCUUGGUGGCCUGUGUUUUGCUGACGGGUCUUGUGCUCCUCCUUCCGAUGCCUGUUCGCAGCUAUGCUUCACCGACACUCGCGGGGAUCAUCUUCGGUGUUGGUUUGGGCUGCGCCGGCAUGACCAGCCAGGCGAAGGUCUUGGACUUCUUGGAUUUCGGUGGCACCUGGGACCCAUCAUUGGCCUUCGUGAUGGGCUGUGGCAUCCUGGUCAGCGGCCCAGCGUUCCUUUAUGCAGAGCGGGAGGCCAGCAAGCCUCUCUGCAGCGACUGCAGCUACGAGAAGCCCCCAAAGCAUGGCAACUAUCCACCGUUGAUCUUCGGAGCCAGCUUCUUCGGGCUGGGCUGGGGCCUGAUCGGGAUCUGCCCGGGGCCGGCGAUUGCUGGCGUCGUUCCUUACCUCGUGGACGGUGACGGCCCAGGCUUCUCCUUUGGCUUGUCCUUUCUUGUGAUCUGCAUUACAUGGUUGAUCACCGAUCGCGUGGUUGUGAAGCUGGAGAAGGCGGCCGCCGCGCAGGCGCUGCCGAAAGCUAUGCAGCCUCCAGACCCCAAAGUCGAGGACGUUCCUGAUGCGAAGCAGGAAACGGAGGAUGAGGAGAACGUGGAUUUUGCACUUCAGCGCUACACCGUUGAGAUUGAGAAAGAAGAAAAGAAGAAGGAUGUUGAAGCUCCUGCGAACCCUGACAUGUUCGGUCUCGGAGAUGUAGAAGACGAAGAAGAAGAUGAUGCGGAGAAAAACCAGAUCGAGUUGGCAGUCCCCAAGAAGCUGAUGGUGCUGCCCAAAAACGUGUUGGUAGACUUGAAGCCUCCAAAGAGCCAGCUGGAACGCCUCGUGAAGGACUGGAACGUCUGGAGGAAACGGCCGCGAUCUGUCAGUGCGAGCCAGGAUGCAGAAGCUGUGGCUGCCGCGUUGGGUCCGCCCUUGGAGUCCAUGGCGAACUUUCUGCAGGAUGCCACGCAAGCAGUCGGCACCGGGUUAGCGACUGGCCGAGAUGGCGCCGAGCUCAUCGCCGACGAGUGCAGACAGGCUCUUUCCAACGCCCGAAACCUCGCAGCCAAGCUGCUGGGUGAAGAGCCGCAGGAGCCUCCGAAGCCACCGCCUCUGAACGAGCCAGCACCUGCUUUGGUGCCGUUCCAAGGUGAGACGGUGUCUCAGGCCUUGAAAGAAGCAGCCGAAGUUGCACAAGCCAGCAUCGAACUGAACAAGGACAAGAAGGAGAAGAAAAGGUCUCGAUCCAGAAAACGACGACGCAAGAAGUCUUCGUCGAGCUCAAGCAGCGGCAAGAAGAAGAGGAAGAGAUAG
Symbiodinium sp. CCMP2456 is the source of this 2625-nucleotide messenger RNA. NCBI's taxonomy places the organism in Eukaryota, Dinophyceae, Suessiales, Symbiodiniaceae. The record is from the annotation of a GenBank genome assembly.